AGGAGGAAAAGACGAAGAAGGGGAGGCGAAAGAGGGAGAGGCAGAGAGUCUUUGCCAAACGGCUUCCAAGGAGCUGAGAGAGAGGGGCAUUAUUAUUAUUAUCAUUAUUAUUAUUUCCCUCCCCUCCCUCCUCCAUUGGAGAGGAGGGAAAACAACAGCAACAACCAGAGGAAAGCACUGAAAGAAAAUGGUGCAGCGAAGCCCUCUUCCUCCUCCUCCUUCCAUUUCUUCUUCUUGGAGGCCCUUUUGGACGGCGAAGGAGUUGAGGAGGCUCCCGAAGGAGGCGAAGAAGGACCUGAAAACCCCCCGAAAGAGGCUCUUUUGAAGGGGAAAAGACUUCCAGCCAUCGCCUCAGGAGAAGUGGCUGCGGGGGAUAAAAGACAUACAUACUGUAUAUAUAUAUAUAUAUAUAUACCCCCCUCCUCCUCCUCCUCCUCCUCCAAGUUCUGAUCCCCUCCUCCAUUUUCAGUUGUGUUGCCUCUUCUAUUGUGGGGGGAAAGGACACACACACACACACUCUUGUGUUUUCAUUCCUCGUUUAUUAUUUUGUCCUUCGGGGGGGGGAGCAGCCGCCAUGGCUGCGGCGUCGUCCUCGUCUCCUUCGUCUUCGUCGUCCCUCUUCCCCGCGAACAACAACGGGCCCGGCCUCAGCCUCCUGCUGCUGCUCCCGGGCGAAGCCGAAGCCCUGCGCCUCUCUCGCAGCCUCGAGGUCGGCACCGUCAUGACGCUCUUCUACCCGAAGAAGUCCCAGAGGCCCGAGAGGAAGACCUUCCAAGUCAAGCUGGAGACCAGGCAGCUCGUCUGGAGCAGGGGCUCCGACAAGGUCGAAGGGGCAAUUGAUAUUCGUGAAAUUCAAGAGAUUCGUCUGGGAAGAAGCUCCCGAGAUUUUGACCGCUAUCAGGAGGAUCCUUCUUUCCGUCCAGAUCAGUCUCAUUGUUUUGUCAUCCUUUAUGGCAUGGAAUUCAGGCUGAAAACACUGAGCCUGCAAGCCACAUCCGAAGAUGAAGUCAACAUGUGGAUCAAAGGAUUGAACUGGCUUGUGGCGGAUACCCUAAAAGCUGCUACCCCACUGCAGAUUGAAAGGUGGCUUCGAAAACAGUUUUAUUCCAUUGAUCGCAACAGGGAAGACAGGAUUUCUGCAAAGGAUCUGAAAAACAUGCUCUCACAAGUCAACUACCGUGUUCCCAACAUGAGAUUUUUACGUGAAAGGCUAACAGAUGUGGAACAGAGGAAUGGGGAUAUCACAUAUGGACAGUUUGCCCAGUUGUACCAGAGCCUCAUGUACAAUGCGCAGAAAGGAAUGGCUGUUCCAUUUUUAGAAAGCAGCGGAGAGAGAUGUGAACAUGGCAGAGUAUCUCUAACAGAAUUCCGGACAUUUUUGCUAGAAUAUCAGAUGGAACUUUGGGCUACUAAUCUCUCCUUGGUUCAGGAUUUUAUGUUCAACUUCCUGAAGGACCCACUGAGGGAAAUUGAAGAGCCUUAUUUUUCUCUGGAUGAGUUUCUCACCUUCCUGUUUUCUAAAGAGAACAGUAUCUGGAACUCAGAGCUUGACAUUGUACGUCCAGAAGACAUGAACAAUCCCCUCUCCCAUUACUGGAUCUCCUCUUCACACAAUACGUACCUGACUGGAGAUCAGUUCUCAAGUGAGUCCUCAUUGGAAGCUUAUGCUCGUUGCCUGCGCAUGGGAUGUCGCUGUAUUGAGCUUGAUUGCUGGGAUGGACCCGAUGGGAUGCCAGUCAUCUAUCAUGGGCACACAUUAACAACCAAAAUUAAAUUUUCCGAUGUCCUGUCAACCAUCAAGGAGCAUGCUUUUGUAACCUCUGACUAUCCUGUUAUCCUGUCCAUUGAAGAUCACUGCAGCAUUGCUCAGCAGAGGAAUAUGGCUCAAAACUUUAAGAAGGUCUUUGGAGACAUGCUACUAACCAAACCAGUGGAUAUAUCUGCUGAUGGACUACCAUCUCCAAAUCAGCUAAAGAGGAAGAUUCUCAUAAAGCACAAGAAACUGGCUGAAGGCAGUGCUUACGAAGAAGUGCCAUCAUCUGCUGUGUAUUCAGAGAAUGAUAUCAGCAAUUCAAUAAAGAAUGGAAUUCUAUACCUGGAAGACCCAAUCAAUCAUGAGUGGAACCCCCAUUACUUUGUUCUGACCAGCAGCAAAAUUUAUUACUCUGAGGAGACAACCAAUGAUUUGGGAAGUGAGGAGGAAGAAGAGCAAAAGGAGGUUAACAACAGCACUGAACUGCACUCCACUGAAAAGUGGUUUCAUGGCAAGCUGGGUGCGGGACGUGAUGGGCGCCACAUAGCCGAGAGGCUGUUAACAGAGUACUGUAUAGAGACAGGAGCACCUGAUGGCUCUUUUUUGGUGCGAGAGAGUGAGACUUUUGUUGGUGAUUACACUCUUUCUUUCUGGCGUAACGGGAAAGUGCAGCACUGCCGGAUCCAUUCACGGCAGGAUGCUGGGAGCCCCAAAUUCUUCCUUACGGAUAACCUGGUGUUCAAUAGCCUCUAUGACCUUAUCACCCAUUACCAGCAGGUGCCGCUCAGGUGCAAUGAAUUUGAGAUGAGGCUGACAGAGCCUGUGCCGCAGACCAACGCUCACGAGAGCAAGGAAUGGUACCAUGCUAAUCUCACCCGGACUUUGGCAGAGCGCAUGCUGAUGAGGGUGCCCCGGGAUGGAGCCUUCCUGGUGCGCAAGAGGAGCGAACCAAACUCUUAUGCUAUCUCCUUUCGGGCAGAAGGGAAGAUCAAACACUGUCGUGUACAACAGGAUGGACAAACAGUCAUGUUGGGUAACUCAGAAUUUGACAGCCUGGUGGAUUUAAUUAGCUACUAUGAGAAGCAUCCGCUAUACCGAAAGAUGAAGCUGAGGUAUCCCAUUAAUGAAGAAAUGCUAGAAAAGAUUGGGACAGCGGAACCAGAUUACGGUGCUCUAUAUGAAGGACGGAACCCAGGAUUUUAUGUGGAGGCCAACCCUAUGCCAACCUUUAAGUGUGCUGUCAAAGCCUUAUUUGACUACAAGGCUCAACGAGAGGAUGAACUCACCUUCACCAAAAAUGCUGUGAUCCAGAAUGUGGAAAAACAGGAAGGAGGCUGGUGGAGAGGAGACUAUGGGGGUAAGAAGCAGCUCUGGUUUCCAUCUAACUACGUAGAAGAAAUAACUAGUCCAACUGGCCUAGAGCCAGAACAGGAGCAACAGCUAGAUGAAAACAGUCCUCUGGGAGACAUGCUUGGUGGAGUCCUGGAAGUACCAGCCUGUCAGAUUGCUAUCCGACCUGAGGGCAAGAACAACCGCAUGUUUGUGUUCUCUAUCAGUAUGGCAUCUGGACCACGGUUGUCCUUGGAUGUAGCUGCUAACUCCCAUGAGGAAUUGUUGGAUUGGGUGAAGAAGAUCCGUGAAGCAGCCCAGACUGCUGAUGCCAGACUUUCUGAAGGGAAGAUGAUGGAGAGGAGGAAGAAGAUAGCCCUGGAACUUUCUGAGCUAGUCAUUUACUGCCGUCCUGUCCCCUUUGAUGAAGAGAAAAUUGGCACAGACAGGGCUUGUUACAGAGACAUGUCCUCCUUCCCUGAAACCAAGGCAGAGAAGUACGUCAACAAAAUUAAAGGCAAGAAGUUCCUGCAGUACAACCGGUUACAGCUUUCCCGCAUCUAUCCAAAAGGACAGCGUCUUGACUCCUCCAACUAUGACCCCCUGCCUAUGUGGAUUUGUGGCAGCCAAUUGGUGGCACUCAACUUCCAGACGCCAGACAAGCCAAUGCAGAUGAAUCAGGCUCUAUUCAUGUCUGGAGGCCGAUGUGGCUUCAUGUUGCAACCAGCCAACAUGCGGGACGACAUCUUUGAUCCUUUUGACAAGAACACUCUGCGGGGGGUGGAGCCGCUUUCCAUUUCCAUUGAGGUCCUUGGGGCACGGCAUCUUCCCAAAAAUGGAAGGGGAAUUGUUUGCCCAUUUGUAGAAGUUGAAGUUGCUGGAACAGAGUAUGAUAAUGCAAAGCAGAAGACCGAGAUGGUGGUGGACAAUGGUCUGAACCCUGCCUGGCCCCAGAAGUCAUUUCAGUUCCAUAUUCACAAUCCAGAGUUUGCUUUUCUACGCUUUGUGGUAUAUGAAGAGGAUAUGUUCAGUGACCAGAACUUCUUAGCUCAGGCUACAUUCCUGGUUAAAGGCCUAAAGACAGGAUACCGUGCUGUGCCUUUGAAGAACAAUUAUAGUGAGGAUCUGGAACUGGCUUCCUUGCUAGUUAAAAUUGAUGUCAUCCCUGGCAAACAGGAGAAUGGCGAAAUUAGCCCCUUUGGGGCUUCAGCUUUCCGAGAGAGAUCCAUGGAUUCUCCAGGUCAGCUCAUGGCCGGAAGAGGCAGAGAAGGCUCCUUUGAAACCCGAUAUCAGCAGCCCUUUGAAGACUUUAGAUUGUCACAGGAGCAGUUAGCAGACCAUUUUGACAAUCGAGACAGAAGGGUAUUGCGAAAGACUCGGGUGAAUGGGGAUAACCGCCUCUAGCCCCACAUUGCCUGCUGUAAAGCACCCUCCAGUGCUUGUGAUUCUCACGGAUUGCUGUGAACUGGUUUCUAUGGAAACGUCACUGCUUUGGCCUACUUUCAGGCAGCUUUUCCAGUUUCUCUUCUGAAGGCUGUUCAAGCGGAGAAAUUUUUUAAAGAAUCAAACUACAAAACAGUGCUUUUAUUGUCUUGAUCAUGACCUGUAAGAGAAAUUCAAAGAAGAAGAAGAAGAAGAAGAAAAGACUCUCCCCACAAAACCAGAAACAAUGUGUGUUGAAUGUGUGUAUGUUUUAUCAGUAUCUGAGGUUAGACACAAAUGCCUAUCAUUAACUCCCUUCUUCCCCAUGGCUGUAGUUACUGAGAGGAUAAUACCUCAGAGCUGCCUAGCAAAGCAGCUUCCCUUCACUCAGCUAAGAGGACCCAAUU
This is a messenger RNA of Sceloporus undulatus (fence lizard), 4911 nucleotides long. RefSeq names its product phospholipase C gamma 1 (gene PLCG1). NCBI's taxonomy places the organism in Eukaryota, Metazoa, Chordata, Lepidosauria, Squamata, Phrynosomatidae. The coding region runs from base 575 to 4486 and encodes 1303 amino acids. The record is from RefSeq and is a predicted model, not a curated record. Gene Ontology annotation, biological process: phospholipid catabolic process; positive regulation of epithelial cell migration; phosphatidylinositol-mediated signaling. The transcript is spliced from 32 exons. Gene Ontology annotation, molecular function: phosphatidylinositol-4,5-bisphosphate phospholipase C activity; protein binding; calcium ion binding.